Messenger RNA from Juglans microcarpa x Juglans regia, 1308 nucleotides. RefSeq names its product probable glycosyltransferase At5g25310. Gene Ontology annotation, molecular function: glycosyltransferase activity. The record is from RefSeq and is a predicted model, not a curated record. The transcript has 5 exons. The coding region runs from base 1 to 1308 and encodes 435 amino acids. NCBI's taxonomy places the organism in Eukaryota, Viridiplantae, Streptophyta, Magnoliopsida, Fagales, Juglandaceae.
AUGUCAGAGUUUAAUGAUUCGAUGUCAGUUGGGGUGGCGAAAAAUGAGGAUGUUGGAGUAGCAAUUGGGGAUGGCGGUAGAUCAAAGGGAAAGGACAAUGAUGCAGAACAUGGUUUUGAACUUGUUGUGUAUAGAAAUCUAAAUACUGGCUCUCCAUCUGAAAAUGUUGAACAUAUGAAGGAGAAUUUGGAGAGAGUUAGAAAUAAGGGAAAUAGUUCUUUUGAUGAGGCUAGUGACGGUAGGCAUAGCAUCCCUCAAGAAGACAUUUUGAAAUUGAGUGAUGGAGUUUCUAUGGAAAAAAAUCCCGAAGAGAAUAUGCGUUUCAAAACAGAAAAAUCCAAUGGUAUAGAUACAACUACCCAAUCCCCCCAUCUGGAACUACCCAAGAAAACUUCAUCAAUCACCCUCACUCAUCUUGAAAAUGUGAUGUCAAAUGCAACCUCUUCUGCCGGUUCUUCUGCCCUGCAAAGUGAUAUAGUGACUUUAAAAAAUGAUUCUGUGAUGUUGACUAGCUCUGGAAAGAAGAAGAUGAGGUGCAACAUGCCGCCAAAGUCAAUAACAUAUCUACAUGAGAUGAACAGCAUACUAGUGCGGCACCGUGCUUCUUCACGUUCAAUGAGACCACGAUGGUCUUCUGUACGCGACCAGGAAAUUCUAGCUGCAAAGUCUCAGAUUGAGCAAGCACCUGUUGCAAUAAAUGAUCCAGAACUUCAUGCUCCUCUCUUUCGAAAUGUUUCCAUGUUUACAAAGAGUUACAAACUCAUGGAACGCACACUCAAAGUUUAUGUCUACAGAGAUGGGAGUAAACCCAUCUUUCAUCAACCAAUACUCAAGGGAUUAUAUGCCUCGGAAGGAUGGUUCAUGAAGUUGAUGGAGGGAAAUAACCAUUUUGUUGUGAAGGACCCUCGAAAGGCUCACCUGUUUUAUAUGCCAUUUAGUUCCCGGAUGCUAGAGUACACCCUUUAUGUACGCAACUCUCAUAACCGGACAAACCUACGCCAGUAUUUGAAGGACUACACAGAGAAAAUUGCAGCAAAAUAUCGUUACUGGAAUAGAACUGGUGGUGCGGAUCAUUUUCUUGUUGCCUGUCAUGACUGGGCUCCAUAUGAGACAAGGCACCAUAUGGAACGUUGCAUAAAAGCUCUUUGCAAUGCUGAUGUGACUGCAGGCUUCAAAAUUGGAAGGGACGUGUCUCUUCCAGAAACAUAUGUCCGGUCUGCCAGAAAUCCUCUUAGGGAUCUUGGAGGAAAACCUCCGUCUCAGAGGCACAUUCUUGCCUUCUAUGCCGGGAAUAUGCAUGCAAAAUGA